CUAAAAAAGUUGAAAACACCUGUCGAACAGAAAAGUGUUUUUUGAAGAGUAUAAAAGUAGCAGCAAUAUCGAUCUUUCUAUAAGUCUUUAUCAGUUCUUGGAAAGAUGAAAACCUCUUUGCAACUUGUUGUGUGCUUCUUCGGUUUGAUUAUCGUUUCUUAUGCUCAGAAUACUGAGCAACAGUACGACAUUGUUCCCGGCAUAAAUGAUUUUCCAAAGCCAUUUGCCAGAGCUCUCGGUAAAUUCAACGCUAACGCUCGUGAGUGGUACGGAAAAAUAGACCAAGCUAUGUACGACGCUCAUGAUGCAAUCCUGAAGAAAGCAAACAUAAUCUAUACGCAAUACAGAAAUUUGGCGACUAAAUUGCGUGAAACUUCAGACGCUUUCACCGGCAGUGCGGAUGAAAUUGCUGAUGUCAAAAACGCUGCGAAUGAUGUUCUUCAUGACAUGGAUCAAUCAGACAAAUUAGAUGUGGAUAUUAUAAUCGCUCCGCUGACUGGAAGACCAAUGAUGGGAGACAAUUUAAUGACAUACCCCUCUGAGGAUCUACAUGCUCUUUUACGUCUUCCAUAUGACACUCUAUUCAAUUUCUUAAUCAUCGAAAAAACCAAAAGCGAAGAUUGUGUAAAAUCCGUUUUUUCGGCAGCAACCAAAUACUACGAGGAAAAAUUGAAACGUUACUAUUAUGAUGAAGUGCUUUCGUACUCUACGGACCCUGAUACAUUAUUUAAAGAACUUGAUGGAAAAAUGGAAGCUGCCAGAAAAGGUGCGAACGAUUUAAUCGCGAAAAUCAAGAUAUGCGGUAAAUUAGAUUCAAAAACAAAUUGCGUGAAGGAAAUUCAUGACAAAUACAGUGAUUCAAGUGACCUAGCGGAACAUUAUCUAUUCAAGGAUGUUACGAGUUAUGCUCAAAGCCUUAGUAAAUCGUUGGACUUCCAAGCUCCUGGAGGCCCUGAUACGCUACUGGGUCGUUUUGGCGAAGAAUACAAAAAAACUGUAGCAGACGCAUUUGCCAACUGUUCGAGCUGAUCAGUCUAUUGACUGAUUUUACCUUCGAUACACUUUUUUCAUUUUUUUAGAGGAUUUUGUGACACGAGAAAUAAUUUGGAUCGAAACUUUGAAUUUCAUUAAAUAAAUUAUUUGCACUGUC
Molecule: messenger RNA, 1150 nt
Organism: Bradysia coprophila
Lineage: Eukaryota; Metazoa; Arthropoda; Insecta; Diptera; Sciaridae
Source: RefSeq, a predicted model, not a curated record